UCAGACAGAGCUCACUCCGGCAUUCUGGCUGGGCACAUAUUUCUUGUGUUGAGCAUGGAGGACCCGUGGGAGGACCUUAUAAACCACUAUGGCGGCGCCCGACGGAACUUUAAACUGUGAGGACUUUUCAAUGUUUCAGGAGGUUCUGAAGGUGAUGCGUAACAUAGAUGACCGUAUCGUCCAUUCUCUCAACACCACCGUGCCGACUGUCUCCUUCUCAGGCAGAGUGGACGCCUCCCAGACAUGCAGACAGCUCUAUGAGUCUCUGAUGGAGGCCCACCUGAGCAGAGACCGAGCCAUUAAGACGUGUAUAGGCCAGACCUCUGAGGUGGUGGACCAGCUGAGAGAGCAGAGGGCCAAGGACGGAGACAACAUGACAACCAUCAAACUACUCAGGAAGGAACAGACCAAGUUAAAACUCAUGCGAUCAGAGCUGAAUGUUGAAGAGGUUGUUAAUGACAGGAGUCUGAAGGUGUUCAGUGAACGGUGCCGGACCCACUACACCCCUCCUACGGUCAAGUGACUGUCUGAGCUGCUCUGGUGAGAAUAGCUGCAGGUUCAGACGGUUGCAUCAGGACCAGAAUCAGACCGAGCCAUCCAUGGACUUGACCUGAGGGACCCCUGCCCUCCAGCCAACCACACUGUUAUCACCCAUGGAGACCGCUGCAUUGCGUUGCCUCACAACAAGGCCACCUCUGUCAAGCAAUCUGCUCUGUUUAUUUUCAUGAUUGUAGUUUUAUUUUAAUUUUUUUAAACAAUGAAGUGUUUUCCAAUGGCCCUCUGGUGUCUCUGACUUCUCCCCCCCCCCAGGGCUGAGGGGUAACUUACAACCAACUAAUUGCAGCAUUACAAGUGGAAAGGGGGAGAAGGUAAGGAACUUGUCUGUCAGCCGCAUUAAAAACCAAAAUUGGCUAAAGAUAAUUGUGAUAAAUAAAUAAAUAAACCAGUUUCAUUGUUUUUUUAUGCCAGCUGCUCCAAACAGGUGUUGGAUGUACUGACUCCAUGGCACAUGGUUUAUGAACUGAUACACAAAACGACGCCGGAUUCAACACUGUUUUUCAAUU
Messenger RNA from Coregonus clupeaformis (lake whitefish), 1064 nucleotides. RefSeq names its product mitochondrial matrix import factor 23 (gene mix23). The record is from RefSeq and is a predicted model, not a curated record. The transcript is spliced from 6 exons. NCBI's taxonomy places the organism in Eukaryota, Metazoa, Chordata, Actinopteri, Salmoniformes, Salmonidae. The coding region runs from base 89 to 523 and encodes 144 amino acids. Gene Ontology annotation, cellular component: mitochondrion; mitochondrial intermembrane space.